GGAAAUAUAAAUAGUAUUAGCAUGUUCUAGAACAAUUUCUAGAGUUCCAGUGAUAAUAAUGUUGCCAACUCAUUUUCCGGGACAGGCAAAUCUAGCCGGGUUCCAUAGCAUUGAUGCUCUUUUAGGAAUUCGAGAGGAAAUGCGGGAGAAUUACAACGUAUGUUCUAACUCCGGAACAAAACAUUUGCAGGGAAAUGCCCGAGUUCAGCCAUCUUCAUCUGAUACAGGAAACGAAAUGAAGCUACAGAGAAAUUUUGAUGGAAGAAAAUCUGGGAAGAUGGAAAGAAAUUCGGACCCCCGCAAGAAAACAAGACGAAACCGCACGACUUUUACAACAUAUCAAUUGCAUGAGCUGGAAAGAGCAUUCGAAAAGUCGCACUAUCCGGAUGUGUACAGUCGAGAGGAAUUGGCCAUGAAAAUAGAUCUCCCGGAAGUCCGAGUACAGGUGUGGUUUCAAAAUAGACGGGCUAAAUGGCGACGUCAGGACAAACUGGAAAAUUCGACGCUGAGGAUCAAUGAAGAUUUCACUUCUGGUCUAGUUUCACGAAAAUCGUCAGGUGCCUUCGGAUCACCUUUACCUCUCGAUCCAUGGCUUACUCCGUCUAUGAAAAACACCGAAUCAUCCAGCGUGACGUCAGUUGCGCCAGAGAGUUGUUUGACAUCAUACCCUAAUCUGUUUCCCUCUCCAUAUGCACAUUCUAGCAAUGGUAUAGGUAAUUCAUACCGAGGAUUCCCGGGAGUUUUGGGAGGGUGUCCGAGAAUAACAGACUUUGACCCCCGAAAUUCUAGCAUAGCAUGCUUGAGAAUGAAGGCAAAAGAACAUGUGCACAGUGUUGAUAAAAAGUACUGAGAUUUGUUAUUACAUGAGUAAUUCUGAAAAUGAAAUGUGUACAUUGUCAAAUUCUGUUUCAAUAUAGAAUUCAAAUAU
Messenger RNA from Saccostrea echinata, 928 nucleotides. Its product is annotated as retinal homeobox protein Rx1-like. Gene Ontology annotation, molecular function: RNA polymerase II cis-regulatory region sequence-specific DNA binding; DNA-binding transcription factor activity, RNA polymerase II-specific. Lineage: Eukaryota; Metazoa; Mollusca; Bivalvia; Ostreida; Ostreidae. The coding region runs from base 59 to 850 and encodes 263 amino acids. The transcript has 3 exons. Gene Ontology annotation, biological process: positive regulation of transcription by RNA polymerase II. The record is from RefSeq and is a predicted model, not a curated record.